Messenger RNA from Linum tenue, 4478 nucleotides. NCBI's taxonomy places the organism in Eukaryota, Viridiplantae, Streptophyta, Magnoliopsida, Malpighiales, Linaceae. The record is from the annotation of a GenBank genome assembly.
UCGGUAUAUCCUCCAAGCAUCUCUCGGCUUUAUCCCUCUCCCAACUUCCCACCACUUCCACACCCUCCUUCCAUCUUCUUCAUCCGCCAUUGCCGUUCGUUUCUUCCAAAUUCCCUUUCUCCUUCUGUUCUUUCCUCCCAACAGCUGUCUUCCUUGCUCCUUUUUUUUCCUCGCCCACCGUCGGCCGUCGCAGCCAUGGCGACGGGCUCCGGCGCCGGCAACGCAAUUCGCAACGGCGCCCUUCUCCCCUUUCCCAACUCCAGACUUCUUGCCAUUCCGCCUUCAUCUGCAACCUCUCUUCUCCUCCGGAGGCCAGCUCCUCAGCCGUUCUCGUCCGUUUCCUUCUCUUCUUCUACUUCUUCUUCAGCAGAGCAGCACCCCCCGCCAUCGCAUCGCGUCUUCCGGCACUCCCGCGUCUCCACCGCGACUGUGGAGUGCGAUCCUUCAGCUCCCGACGACUUCAAUUUCCAGCAGGAGAUAUCUCGACUCAAGGCCCUGCGGUCGAGGCUCGCCAAUUGCGGCGGCAAUCUCAGGGGGAAGCUUCUCGUCCUGCAGAGCGAUUCCCGCGUGAAGCAGUUCUUCGACUUCAAAUUGGGGAGGUCUAGGGUUUUGGAACUGCUUGAUUUGGACUCCGAUGACUUGUUCUUGCUUAAGAUUUUAGUCGCUGCUGGUCAGGAACAUGUGCUUGGUUUGGAGGCGAUGGAUGGUAAUGCCGAGGCUGGGAGUGGGAGGAAUUCUCUGAAGACUGCUCUGUAUACUCUGGCGGAGAUGAUCGAGAGGUUUGACUUAGGAGGUCCGAAUGGUAAGCGCUCGUUGGAGAAUAACGGCCACGGCGUGCACGUAAGAGAUGAGGAAGUUAGAGACCUGAAACGGCUGUUGAAGAACUUGAGGGAGGUUGAGAAGUUCUAUGAUUGCAUUGGAGGGAUCAUCGGAUACGAGAUAAUGGUGCUGGAGCAACUUGCCCAUUCAACUUGUGAAAAGCAGACUACGAAUUGGUCCCAACAUUUAGAGGACGCCAUGAAUUGCCAGUGUUUGGAAAUUCAUACCCCUAGUGGACUUGACCUUUCUAAAGAUACAGAGUAUGCAUCUCAAGCUGCACUAUGGGGAAUUGAGGGUUUGCCAGACCUAGGAGAAAUUUAUCCCUUGGGUGGCUCAGCGGAUCGUCUAGGUUUGGUAGAUGCUGACACGGGCGAAUGUCUUCCUGCUGCAAUGCUUCCUUAUUGUGGAAGGACAUUAUUGGAAGGCCUGAUUAGAGAUGUUCAGGCUAGAGAAUUCUUGUACUUCAAGAUCUAUGGAAAGCAGAGCAUCACACCUGUCGCUAUUAUGACAAGUUCAGCCAAGAAUAACCAUGAGCGUAUCACUUCUCUCUGUGAAAGACUUAAGUGGUUUGGAAGAGGUCGUUCCAAUUUCCAACUGUUUAAACAGCCUCUUGUUCCUGCUGUUAGUGCUGAAGAUGGGAAGUGGCUGGUUGCUAAACCAUUUUCACCUGUAUCCAAACCUGGUGGCCAUGGUGCGAUUUGGAAACUUGCUUACGAUAAUGGCAUCUUCCAAUGGUUUUACAAUCAUGGAAGAAAAGGCGCCACUGUUCGGCAAGUCAGUAACGUUGUGGCUGCCACAGACUUGACGCUUUUAGCACUGGCUGGGAUGGGCCUACGACAUGGGAAAAAACUGGGAUUCGCAUCUUGCAAGCAAAGCUCGGGAGCUACAGAAGGAAUUAACGUCAUUGUUGAGAGAAUGGAUCUUGAUGGGAAAUGGGCUUAUGGUUUGUCCUGCAUUGAGUACACCGAGUUUGAUAAGUAUGGGAUAUCAAACACGCCCUUUUCUUCAAACAGAUUGCAGAGUUUCCCCGCGAACACAAAUAUUCUUUAUGUGGAUUUACCAUCCGUGGAGUCGGUAGCAUCAAGCAAUGAUGAAAGAUGCUUACCUGGCAUGGUACUUAAUACAAGGAAACAAAUUGUGUAUGAGGACCAGUGGGGAAAUCGUCACAGCGUCCCUGGUGGUCGCCUAGAAUGCACAAUGCAGAAUAUUGCGGACAAUUUUUUGAAUAUGUACUUAUCUAGAUGUUACGAGGUUGCGGAAGAUGAGCUGGAUACAUUCAUUGUCUACAAUGAGCGUAGAAGGGUUACAUCUUCUGCUAAGAAGAAUCGAAAGCAUGCAGAGACUUCUUUGCGCCAGACUCCGGAUGGUGCGUUGCUGGAUACCUUAAGGAAUGCCUAUGAUAUCCUCUCGGAGUGUGAUAUCGAACUUCCACAGGUUGAAGAUGAUGACAAAUAUGUGAAUUCUAUUCCACCAUUUCUGAUUCUGCUGCAUCCAGCUCUUGGUCCACUUUGGGAGGUCAUGCGACAAAAGUUUAAAAAAGGGUCGAUAUCGAAGGGCUCUGAGUUGCAAAUUGAGGUUGCAGAGUUCUUAUGGAGGAAUGUUCAGAUUGAUGGAAGCUUAAUAGUUAUUGCUGAAAAUGUUAUGGGAUCAACCAGAAUGGAUGAAGAUGGUGAAUCGAUACUACAUUAUGGUCACAGGUGUGGAAGAUGUAGGCUGGAAAACGUACACAUUGUUAACAAAGGGAUUGAUUGGAGUUGUGUAGACAAUGUCUACUGGAAACAUAGUGUACAACGGAUUGAGGAGUUUAAGGUUGUACUUCAUGGAAACUCCGAAUUCGAGGCCUGCAAUGUGACCAUACAGGGAAAUCAUGUUUUUGAAGUUCCAGACGGCCACAAGAUGAAGGUAACCUCUGCCGGAGCUUCAGGUUUAGAAGUGAAGCUCGACCCUAUAGAACCUAACAAGAUUGACAGUGGAAGCUGGUUCUGGAACUACAAGGUGCAAGGCACACAUAUCUUGCUGGACUUGGUCGAGACGAAAUAGACCGAUUUACUCUCAAACCCCAUCCCGUGUGAAUCACAGUUCACUCAAAGGGACUCAGAAGAAGGAUCUUGUCAGCCCUUGCUGCAUUAAUCAAUUUGGUUGUAACCUAAGUUAAACCAUUUGCACACACCAGAUCCUCAUUGUAAAAAAGAACUUAAUUCUACUUAGAAGAGCCUUGUAUUUAACCUUCUACAGCUCACAAUGUAUGAAGCUGUUUGAUGUAGUUAUCCGUCCAAUUCCUGCAUCUUUGUAACAACAGAAAAGAACCAAAAAAGAAAGUUCGUAACAUGUAUAAGAUUACAGCAAAUUCACAGUUUCUUCAUCUAAAAAUCAAGUCAAUUCCCCAUGUUUACAGAAUGCUGCGAAUGAGAGCAGCAUCGAUUCAACAACCUGAGCAAAGCAUCAGCCUUCCGCCGCGCCUUCAACGAUCCGUCGCUCGACAAGCUCUGCAGACAAGGAAUGCUUCUAGGGUUCAUCAGCAGCCUUCUGGCCACUUCUUCACCACCAUCUUUACACAAUCCCAGUAGCAGGGUAAUGGCAUUCUCCUUUCCUUUCGCCGAUCCGAAUCGCAACAGAUCAACAAGCAACGGCACCAGAAUCCUGCUCUUCCUCAUCUGUUCCAACCCUUCACCACAACCCAGAAGCAAUGCCAGAACCGCCAGCGCAUCAUCCGUAAUCCCGGCCUUAUCAUCCAUCAACGCCUCGAUCAACAACGGCACGGCGCCGCCGCCGACGACCCCUGCCUUGUUGGCAUUGUACACCGCCAAAUUAAACAGCGCACUCGCCGCGUCGCGUUUCCCCGCCGUGGUUCCUUCCUUCAGCAACCCUAGCAGCGCCGGAAUCGCCCUCGGCCUGCCGCCGAUGCUCACCUUGUAGCCGUCGAUCAUCGAUAGGCUGAAUAUCGCCGCCGCGGCAUUCUCCCUGGCUUCCAUCGUUUUCCCCGUUUCCAGCACCGUUAUGAUGCUGUCCACGGCGCCUCCCGACGCCGUUAUCAGGACCUUGUUGUUGUCGUAGAUCGACAAAUUGAGCAGCGCCGUGACGGCGUUCUCCUGGAUUCGCGCGUCGCUGGAUCUCAGUAAGGACGUCAGGAACGGAAUCGCCCCUGCCUCCGCGAUCACCCUUCGGUUGUCCAUCCCGGUUUUGGCCAGCAGCCUCAGCUCGUAGGCGGCCUGGUUCUGGAUCUCGGUCGAACCCAUAGCCAGCUUCCCCACCAGAAAUUCCGCCGUCAUUUUCGCUGCUUCGGCUGCCGAUUUCGUGACCGAGAUGUGGUCCACCGCACCAGCAGUAGACGAAGACGACGUCUUCGUCUUGCUGCUGCUGCUGUUGUGGUACGUCUCGGGCUGCUCCGACGACGAGUGAUCGUCGAGCAGCGAAACGUUGUUGUCCUGGCACCAUUGAUGGACCAAACUCUUGAGAGCAUAGUUAGGGAUGAGUGCCAUGUGAAUUAGCCUCUGCCCGCUUUUGGGACACGUGUGGUGCCCCGAAUUGAUCCAUCGCGCGAUCGAAUUUCGAUCGUACGUGUGGCCAGAGGCCACGAUCACCGGAUCGAUCAUCAGGUCGAGUGAAAUCGGGCAACGAAACUCGUCGGGAAACUGUGGGGAAGAACAGGAUGAAAGGUC